UGCACACAGGUGUUGGUGAACAGGAGUAAGAAGAGGACACACCUCAGCUGUCUCAAUCAAUUGUGAACAAGAAAAUCAUAGACUGAGAGGAGCAAGGUCUUGCUGGAGUUGGUCAUUCAUUAUUCUCUGGAUGUGCGACAAACUACUGUCACUUCAACUCAUAGAGCUCAGCUAGAAAAUGUUUGGAUUUGUGAACAAACGUAUCCAGGACUGUCUGGCGGAACGAAGAAGCCGCAGGACCAGACUAGUGACCAAAGAUGGUCGCUGCAACAUUGAAUAUGGAAACGUAAAGUACAGCAACCACUUUGCCCUCCUUGCUGACUUCUGGACCACCUUUGUGGAGAUCCGGUGGCGUUUUGUCCUCUUCCUUUUCAUCGCCUCUUUCACUCUUAGCUGGUUUAUUUUUGGCCUAUUGUGGUACUGGAUUGCCCGCAGUAAUGGAGACCUGACGUGGCAAAAUCCCCAGUCAGACCACACUCCAUGUGUUGAUAAUGUUGUAGGACUCACCACAGCGUUCCUCUAUUCCCUUGAAACGCAAACAACUAUUGGGUAUGGUGGCAGAGCACUCACACCUUUCUGCCCAGGUGCUGUGGCCCUUCUUGUUAUCCAGUCCCUCCUUGGAGCCAUUAUCAACUGCUUCAUGUGUGGAGUCAUCCUGUCCAAAAUUUCAUUACCUAAAAAACGGGCUAAGACCAUCACAUUUAGUGAUAUGGCAGUCAUCUGCCCAAAAAAUGGUUCUCUUUGCCUGUCAAUCAGAGUGGCCAACCUGCGCAAGACCCUGAUGAUUGGAAGCCAGAUCUAUGGCAAGCUAUUGAGGACAACAAACACACCAGAUGGGGAGACAAUCAUCAUGGACCAGGUAAACAUUGACUUCAUGGUGGAUGUCGGGAAGGACAACCUCUUCUUUGUUUGUCCCCUCACACUCUACCACACCAUCGACAAAAGCAGCCCCUUUUUUGACAUGGCAGUAGACACGCUCCACAAACAGGAGUUUGAACUAGUCGUCUUCCUGGAUGGCACUGCGGAGUCCACCAGCUCUUCCUGCCAAGUCCGAACCUCCUUUAUUCCUCAGGAGAUCAUGUGGGGCUACAACUUCUUGCCCAUCAUUUCCAGAAGCAAGGAGGGCAAGUACAGAGUAGAUUUCUCCAACUUCUCCAAAGUGGUGCCAGUGGCCACUGCCCACUGUGCCUACUGUUUCCAUAACAUCAAGGGUCAUCAUCUCCACUCCAGAGAUGGACAUGACAACCAGGGCUUUGAGGUGAUUGAGAUCAGUGAUUCCUCCAAUGUAACCAAGAUGUGAGAGGAUGGAAACAUUGCAAUGCACAUCAGAAACUGAGACUGACAGAGGUUUAUAUCUCUCAUUGAUGAAUUCCUCAAGACUCUAAAGAACAAACAGGUGUUAGAGGAAAAUGGGGUCACUUUAUGGCAGAUAGCACAUUGUCUAGCAUUAAAGAAAACCUACUUGUUUGUUGUGCUAUUGUGUUGAACACAAAUAGUGCUCGUAGGCCAGGGCUCUUAUUGUGAAUCGUUUGUAUGUAAAACCACACCUGUCACUGUCUGCUCACCAAAACCUGUUUUCAAAAGGGAGGCCAGGUCAUGAGUGGCGUAGUUCAAGUAUAUAUGGAUAGUACAUAUGAACUCUUGCUUUAAAUGAAGAUGAGUGGUUCUAAUUUAUCUCUGGCCUCUCUCAUUGAGUUUUAUUGUGUAUGGAGAAGCAUAAAAAUAAAGAAAAUGUUUUGUACUGUUAGUAAAUCUUGCUAUUACUUGAAGGAUGAGUGUUGGGGGAGUGGUGCUAUUGUCGUGGGUGUGAACCUGAUAAAGUGGUUGUUCAAUAAUUUAUGCUACUGUAGUAGUGUGCUGCUGUACACAGAGAGACACUUGGACUUUAACCAUUACAGUACACUACUGAGACCAUGGGGCACUAGCAAAGGGUUGGACUUGAUGAGGGCCACUCAUCAAACAGUGAAUGAUUUAGUUGUGCUUUUCUUCUUGAAUGAAGACAUUGUGAGAGAACAAAGAUCUCAGGAUAAACUUAACACAAGGCUGCAUACAGUACUUACUAUAUGGUGUAAAAAUCAAUUCUGUUAAAUCUUUAUUGUAUUUGAUCUCAGGGGACGAAUACACUGAAAUAAAGGCUAUUUUUGCAUUC
This is a messenger RNA of Scatophagus argus, 2149 nucleotides long. It is a transcript of the gene kcnj1a.1, whose product is annotated as potassium inwardly rectifying channel subfamily J member 1a, tandem duplicate 1. Gene Ontology annotation, molecular function: ATP-activated inward rectifier potassium channel activity. Bases 179 to 1300 code for a protein of 373 amino acids. The transcript has 2 exons. The record is from RefSeq and is a predicted model, not a curated record. Gene Ontology annotation, biological process: regulation of monoatomic ion transmembrane transport; potassium ion import across plasma membrane. Gene Ontology annotation, cellular component: plasma membrane. NCBI's taxonomy places the organism in Eukaryota, Metazoa, Chordata, Actinopteri, Scatophagidae.